Molecule: messenger RNA, 2354 nt
Organism: Lethenteron reissneri (Far Eastern brook lamprey)
Lineage: Eukaryota; Metazoa; Chordata; Hyperoartia; Petromyzontiformes; Petromyzontidae
Product: golgin subfamily A member 6-like protein 22
Source: RefSeq, a predicted model, not a curated record
CUUUCUCCACUUCCAUGGUGAAUCUGAUCGAUGGAUGUCUGGAAUUGAUGUGGUCCAAGAAGUGGUUCAAUGCUGGGAGGCCAUGUGGCCAAAUGACGAAAGUGUCAUCCACAUACCUCUUCCACAGGGAAGGACGCAGGGUGGAUGUCUGGAUGGCGUCUGAUUGUUUUAUUUUAUUAAUUUUACCCACGUGACUUUACCGAAAGAACUAAGAGUAUGAAUCCUUGCAGUCACGAAACCUUCAAAUCUAGAACCUAAAUACAUACUGAGAUAGUAACAGGCACGCGCGUAUUGCCCGCGCUCCAUCCAGUUACUGAGGGGUUGCGUAAUCAGGGGAGGCUGAGCUCGUCGCUGCCUCAACUCUCGUCUCUUCCUGUAUUUGCAGCGGAGCUCCGCAAAUUUGGCGAUUUUGACUAUAAAAAUUAUUGGAAUCGUACAGAAAUGACAUUUAUAACACAGAUCAGUGGAAAAAUCUUAAUUUUUAUUUUAUUAUUCUCUUUUUUUUACUUUUCAUAACAACUAUUGUCAUUGGAGUAUGACAGGUGAGGCUCUGCCUCGUCGCUGGUGGGUUGGUAGGUUGGUGAGGAAGUGAGAGGGUUAGUGGGUACGAGAUUGAGUGGGUGGCUGGCUGAGUGGUUGAGAAGAUGGGUGUGCGAUUUCAUGGGUGAGUGAGUCGGUGAGUGAGUGGGUGAGUGGGUUUUUGUAUGGGUGAGUGCUUCAGUGGGUUCAUGAGUGAGUGGAUGGGUUAUUGAGUGAGAGGGUGGGUAUUUGAGUAAGUGGUGUGCGUGAAUAGGUGAAUGGGUGGGUGUUUGAGUGAGUGAGUCAGAGAAUGGGGUGCCACGGGGGUGAGAUGGUAACUUCCUCACCUAGUGUAUACAGGAGGUUGUCGAUUCGAUCCCAACCCUGUCGCAAGUAUAUUUGAUUGUGCUUGUUCUCCUCGUGGUCGUGUGGAUUUUUUUCCAGGUGCACUGAGUUUUCCCUCUGCAUUGAGAAUAAACUUGCAUUCAGAGGAUUUGGCUGCAAUGCAUGUGUAAGUGGCGAUGGUGUUGCAAGCCUGUAAUCCAGCAGUGGAAGGCAGCAAGGAGCGGAGGUGGCGCUGCCCCCAUCCUCCGCGCUUGCCCAGGCCUAAAUGGCUGACGGUUGUUGUGGAGGAAGAGGAGACUUCGGUGGAGGAGCUGUUGGUGCAGGAGGAGGAGACCCUGGUGGAGGAGCUGGUGGUGCAGGAGGAGGAGAUCCUGGUGGAGGAGCUGGUGGUGCAGGAGGAGGAGACCCUGUUGGAGGAGCUGGUGGUGCAGGAGGAGGAGACCCUGGUGGAGGAGCUGGUGGUGCAGAAGGAGGAGACCCUGGUGGAGGAGCUGGUGGUGCAGGAGGAGGAGACCCUGGUGGAGGAGCUGGUGGUGCAGGAGGAGGAGACCUUGGUGGAGGAGCUGGUGGUGCAGGAGGAGGAGACCCUGGUGCAAGAGCUGGUGGUGCAGGAAGAAGAGGAGAUGAGGGGGGAGACAGAGGAGUUAUGGACGAAGGAGCAGGAGGAUGAGAUGGUGGUGCAGGUGGAGGAGACAUUGGUGGAGAAGAUGGUGGAGAAAGAGAUGACAAGGAAAGAGGAUCAGGUGAUGAUGCAGGAGGAGAAGAGGAAGCGAGGGAGUCUGGCCCGCAUAGGGAGAACCAUCCGUUCACUCCUCCGACUCGUGCUGCUGUGUGGUAGCCGGUCCACCACACAGUAGAGGUGGCUCUGGAAUAACCCCCCAACCCCUCACCUGGGGUCGGGCGGGGGAACUCGGCCUCUCAACGGUCCCGGUUCUCUCUCUAACUCAGGGUGGCACCCCCUGUCGACUCGUGCCCGCAACUACAGGUGGUGUGUGCUUUGCAUUUCCGACGCUACAUAUACAGCAAGAAAUACUCUACAUAUGUAAUAACAGCCAUAGAGGGUUCACGUGGGGAUUGGCUUGCCGGUCCUGCUUUGUAGCCAAUAAGGGUUGAGAUAGGGAGCAUGACCCCGGCGUGAUCACGGCAUGUCAUCAGGAGUGAUUGGCCUAGCCAUUCGGGGCCCCAGCUAAUGGGGAGCCGGAUGAGAGGCGUGGUCCCGGGAUUGACAGGGAACCAUCGAGAAUGGUCAAGGCUGUCCAUGGAGGAUUGGCUGGGGGGACCACGUGAUGGAAGGAUUAAGAGAGAGUGAGAGAGAACGAUCGGGAGCAGACUGGGGAACGAACAGAGCCACGCGCGUACGGGGGCUCUGGGUGCCACGUGCGCGGUGGGAACUGGUGUGAAGUCUGCCCGCUCUCUGUUGUCUGCCAGCAACAGAGAGUGUGUGAGUAAAGUGUAUUGUGGAAGUGAAAAUAAAGAGGACCGAUUCCGAA